CUGGAGUGAGAGGUUGCGGGGUCCGCCCUGCACCUCCAAGCAAAUCGCCCCUCCGCCCGCCCCUCCCUCUGCCUCCUCCUUCUCCCCUCUUCGCCCCCUCGCCGCAGCGUCCGCCCCGCGUCACCGCCCGCCCCCUCCCAUCACCAGCGGCCGCAGCUCCUCUUCCCAGCCCCUGCGCUCAGUCGGCUCUGCGAGCUCCGUGGUGUCGGCUGUCCGCGGGGCUCGUGGCAGCAGCGUCCCCGCACCUGGAGCUCCGGGAGCCAGUCGGGCGGUGCCCCGGGAACCACAAGCCUCGCAGGGAAAAAAUCAAAGAACAAAAUGGAAAAUAUGCUCUUUUGGUUGAUAUUUUUCACCCCCGGGUGGACCCUCAUUGCUGGAUCUGCAAUGGAACAGGAUUUUACGUGGCACUUGAGGAAAAUACCGCAGCUUGUCAGGGAAAGGACUUUCCGUCUCAGCAGCCCUGCGUUUGAGGCAGAUGCUAAGAUGAUGGUAAGUGCAGUGUGUGGCAUCGAAUGCCAGAAAGAACUGCCAGCUCCCAGCCUGUCUGAGUUGGAGGAGUCUCUUUCAUAUGAGACCGUGUUUGAGAAUGGCACCCGAACCUUAACCAGGGUGAAAGUCCAAGGUGAGCUUCUGGAACCCACGGGCAAUGUCAGCGCCACAGGAGCUUCAGUGCGGAAGAAGAGACAGGUGUACGGCACAGACAGUAGGUUCAGCAUCUUGGACAAAAGGUUCUUAACCAAUUUCCCCUUCAGCACGGCCGUGAAGCUCUCCACGGGCUGUAGUGGCAUCCUUGUUUCCCCUAAACACGUCCUAACUGCUGCCCACUGCGUCCACGAUGGGAGGGAGUAUAUCAAAGGAAGUAAAAAGUUAAGAGUAGGUUUGCUGAAGAUGAGAAAUAAACGCAGGAACAAGAAACGCAGGGAUUCUAAGAGGAGCCGAAGAGAAGCUAAUGGCGGUGAGCAACGAGAAAGCACCAAAGAGAAUCUGCAGGAGAGAGCCCAGGGAAGCAGGAGAAGGAAGGGAUCUGGCCGGGGUCAGAGAGUGGCUGACGGGCGACCCUCCUUCCAGUGGACCCGUGUCAAGAAUACCCACAUUCCAAAAGGCUGGGCGAGAGGCCAGAGUGGGGACGUGACCCUGGACUUUGACUAUGCUCUUCUGGAGCUGAAGCGGGCUCACAAGAAGAAAUACAUGGAACUAGGAAUCAGUCCAGCCAUCAAGAAGCUGCCUGGGGGAAUGAUCCACUUCUCCGGGUUUGAUAAUGACAGGGCUGAUCAGCUGGUCUACCGGUUCUGCAGCGUGGCUGACGAAUCCAACGAUCUCCUCUAUCAGUACUGCGAUGCUGAGUCAGGCUCCACGGGCUCUGGGGUCUAUCUGCGUCUGAAAGAGCCAGACAAAAAGAAUUGGAAGCGCAAGAUCAUCGCCGUCUAUUCAGGCCACCAGUGGGUGGAUGUUCACGGUGUUCAGAAAGACUACAAUGUCGCUGUACGCAUCACCCCCCUCAAGUAUGCCCAGAUCUGCCUCUGGAUUCAUGGAAAUGAUGCCAACUGUGCUUACGGCUAAGAGACGCCUGUCACAAGGUCGUGUGUCAUCCAAAUUGCAGAGAGAACCAGUUCUUACUUCAUAGGCUAUGCCUGGACUUGAACCCUAUCAAUAGCAUUUCAGCCUUUUUUUUUACACUUGAUCUUAGCCAAAAUGCCGAGAAGCAAUUCAGCAUUUUUUUUUUUACAAAUUUACCAUUUCAAAAUUAGUUUUUCCUGUGUUUUUAAAAAAAUGUUUAGCUACAGACAUUGAAACUAGAUGGGCCCUUCAUUGCCAAGUGUAUACUCUUUCCAUGGUCAUAGCUGUCAUUGGUGGGAAAUCUUUGUUUCUUUAUGCCUUUUAGAAAAUUAGACACUCUUUAAGACUUCAUGCUGAUACUAUAAGUAAUAAGUGAUUUGUCAUUGGACUUAUUCUCAGGGUCCUGCUCUAAGAAGAAUCUAAUAGGAUGUUGGCUGGGUGUUAAAUGUGAAACUGCAACUACACAGGUGGACAGUGGACGCAGGAAGAAUUGGAUGGAGACGAGGAUUUACAACACACUCUGUGCUGUUCUUAGAUGGAGCCAUUCAGCACAGGCCCUCAGUGUUUCUAUUGUAUUUUCUGUUGGGUCUGAGAAAUUCAGCUUUUUUAGGAAUUACAAAUCAAAAGAAACAGUAAACUUUACAAACAAAACGAUCAGCUGUUUUACUGCUUUGAAAAAUAGGAACUGUCGUGUGUAUUUAGAAAUGGGAGAAAUGCUUUGUUCUGUGAAAGUCUAGUUUAGCAGCAGUGAAGCUGAGAUAGUUAAAAUCUCAGGUUUUUUGUUUAAUACUCAAAAUACAGACUUUGCAUAUAUGCAUAGGGAACAUGGUCUACAACUUAUGAAUGGUCACGGAUUAGAGGCCACAUCAUUUGAUGCUAUCCAUUCUAUGCUGUAUGUGGUGCUACAUUUUUAGGAUGAGGAAUUCUGUAAGCCUUUUCAAGAGCGUUUCUCCCCUUACCAGAGUUCAGCAUUCUGUUUUUUUUCUUUUUCUUUUUUGGACAGGCAGAGUUAGACAGUGAGAGAGAGAGAGAGAGAAAGGUCUUCCUUCCGUUGGUUCACCCCCCAAAUGGCCGCUAUGGCUGGUGCACUGCGCUGAUCUGAUGGCAGGAGCCAGGUACUUAUCCUGGUCUCCCAUGCGGGUGCAGGGCCCAAGCACCUGGGCCAUCCCCAACUGCCUUCCCAGGCCACAGCAGAGAGCUGGCCUGGAAGAGGAGCAACCAGGACAGAACCCGGCGCCCCAACCGGGACUAGAACCUGGGGUGCUAGUGCCGCAUGCGGAGGAUUAGCCUAGUGAGCUGUGGUGCCAGCCAGAAUUCAGCAUUCUUAAUAAGACCAUAGCCAGACUAUUUUGGUGACUGAUGGGUAAAUCUUAGAUAUGUCCUUUCCAAAACGUGAAUAUAAUUCAUAAAGGAAGGUGGUGAUUAUUUUCAUUAGGGGUCAAGGCUACACACUCACCAUGGCUGUCACAUGGCCAAAGCAGAGUCCUGAGGCCUCUCUGGGGCAAAACACAAGGCAGGCACCUGAUAUAUAAUUUUUGAAGAAACAGAUAUUUGCUGAGUGGCUGCAUAGAGGGAGUUCGUUCACAGCACUCGUGUGAAGGAUGUUAGUGAUCCAGGGUCAAGUGCAUCCUAAAAUUCAGGCGUGGCAGGCCUGGUUUUUCAUCCGCUCUUCCUUGUAGUUUCUCGGGUUGCAUUCCCUUUUCAUGUCACACUCCUGUAACUGUUUUCACCAGGGUUCAAACUUACUUUCCUUAUCACUUUUUAAUAAUGAGGAGUUACACUCUUGACUGAUAUGCACAUGGAUAUUUGAUUACAUCAUAAGUGGUGCUGUAAAUGGUGUCCUGAAUAGCUGAAAUUUUAUACAAGUGCACACUCUUUUAUAAUGUGAAUCUAUUAAAAAUUGUUCAAUAAAAAAUUUAAAAAUAAGCCAAUCAAAACUCUUACAAUAUCUGUAUAUAUGUUUUGUGUAUAAGGUUUCAGCAAGUAUUAAAUUAAUUGUCCUUUACUUUACAAAAGUAUUUAAUUCUAAGCACAUUUCAAUGAGUAGCAUUUUGUCAUUGUUUCUAGUAGAGGAAGACUACUGACUCACAAGUUUUUUUUUUUUAUAUUUAUUUAUUUGAAAGUCAGUCACAGAGAGCGAGUGAGGUAUCUCCAUCUGCAGGUUCAUUCUCUAGUUGGCCACAAUCGCCAGGGCUGAGCUAGGCCAAAGCCAGGAGCCAGGAACUUCACGCAGGUCUCUCAUAUGGAUAGUAGGAGCCCAAACACUUCCACCAUCCUUCAAUGCCUUUCCCAGGCCAUGAACAGGGAGCUGGAUCAGAAAUGGACCAGCUGGGACGUGAAUCACUGCUCCUAUGGGAUGCCGGUGUUGUAGGCAGUGGCUUUACCAACUAUGCCACAACACCAGCGCCUUGACUCAAAAGUUUUAACCAAAUAUUUUCUGGGGAAACUCUUCUGUGAUCGCAGCAACUAAAAAUGUUUCAAUGUCAAUUUUACGUACUUACACAUAAGUACAAACAUUCUCCACCUGAGAUUCUUUGAACCUGUUACUGGAUUUUAAGAAAGUUCAACAUAACUUGGCAUGCUUAGUAUAGCACUUUUGUGUUUAAGGUUAAACUCUGAAUAUAUAUAAUUAACUUAAAAAUCAUUGUCCAAUACAGUUUUCAAAAAUAUAAAAUUUAGGUAAUUUGAUUUGCAGUUUUAUUUUCUUCUUUAAUUCUUUCAUGCUGUCCUCUUUUCUGAGUAUAUCCUGAAUCUUAUAUGACCUACUUGGGAUCACUAAAGCAUACUAUAUUAACCACAAAGUUUUGUUUCACAUACUUUUUCUAUUAUGCUUAUGAGAUUUGAGAUAUGAAACUUAAAUUCACUUCUCUAAACAAACACCACACUCGUUCAAUAUGAUGUCUACCGUGUGCAAAAGACUACACCAAUUUAUUGCUUUGAAAAUCUCAUCAGUGAUUGAAUUCAAAUAACUUCAUUAAACAACUGAAAUGGAAAACUCAGUUUUUUUCUUUACAUACUCUGUUUAUGUUUUUUAUAUCAAAUGUUAUUUUUUAUAUCAAAUAAGUAUACGUAGGCAGAGCAACUUCACAUUUUUUUCCAUUUUGAUAUGCCUCUUAGUUAAAUCCAAUUUUUAAUUUUGAAAAAGAUUUCAAUGUAUAUAUGACUAUCUUGGUCUGUUUGCACUGCUUUAAAACAUACCUUAAAACAGGAACUCAUAAUAAACAGUAGAAAUCUACUGCUCAUAGUUCUGGAGGCUGGGAAAUCCAGGUUCAGCACACCAGCAAUUUGGGGCCAGGUCUGAACCUACUAAUGGCGCCUUCUUUGUCUUCUUGUGUUGGAAGGGGUGCACAAGCUCCCCCAGCCUCCUUGUAACAAGGCACAGAUCCCACUCAUGACGAUGACGGCCUCAUAACAUACAUACCUGCUAAAGACCCCUUGUGGGGAUGGCAAACAUUCAAAUCAUGGCAAUAACCAACAUCACUGUUAGAGACUCAUUUUACCCUUCUUAUAGUAGAUCAAAGAAUUCUUUGGGAUUCUUAUUUCAUAGAAACAAUCUCAGGAUUACAAGAAACCAUAAAAGAUCAUCUGGUUUAAGUCUGUAUUUUAAGUUUCAAUCUUUGUCCAGUAAUAAGAAAAUGAGUUAUUCACCAUUUACAUAUGUUUAGUUAUUAAAAAUAAUUCAGGAACAUAACAUUGUUUUAGCUUAAAUUAUUCAGUUUGCUACAUACUGUAAACAUGACUCUUUUAUCUUUCAUUUUGAUCCAAUGUUGAGCAUUUAAAUUACUCAUGUCUUUGACCCUAUUCUAAGAAACCAGGUAUUUCAUCAAAAUGAACUGUGAUUACUAAUUAAUACUAUUGGGCUAAGGUAACUGAAUCAAACACCAAACAUUACAAAGAUAUGACCUACAGCAAUAAAUAACCUAAAAUACCAUUAUGAUUCUUUAGUGUGGUUUCAAAUAACAAAUAUAUUUUGUCUACUGAUUUUAAAAAAUACCUGGCAGGCAUAAAAAUACUUUCAUGAAAACAUCUUUCACUGAAAAUGAUUAGAAAAAUAAGCUUCAGCUAUUUAACAGGAGAACAUUCUCAAUAAAUUGAUUUUUCCAGCUGA
Molecule: messenger RNA, 5665 nt
Organism: Oryctolagus cuniculus (rabbit)
Lineage: Eukaryota; Metazoa; Chordata; Mammalia; Lagomorpha; Leporidae
Gene: PRSS35
Product: serine protease 35
Biological process (GO): proteolysis
Molecular function (GO): serine-type endopeptidase activity
Source: RefSeq, a predicted model, not a curated record